Molecule: messenger RNA, 3135 nt
Organism: Mycosarcoma maydis (corn smut)
Lineage: Eukaryota; Fungi; Basidiomycota; Ustilaginomycetes; Ustilaginales
Exons: 1
Coding region: 1-3135 (1044 amino acids)
Biological process (GO): transmembrane transport
Cellular component (GO): plasma membrane
Molecular function (GO): transmembrane transporter activity
Source: RefSeq, a predicted model, not a curated record
AUGACCUCCCUCUCUCAGUACGCCUCUCGUUUCCUCUCCUCGGGUCUCGCCACGUCCGUACGUCCAAGUGUCGAUGCCGAUCAAGACGCCAACGAUCCCACCGAUCCGCUCUUUUACAGCCACGCUUCCGUAUCUGGCGCUCCCUUUUCGCAUCCUAACAAUCGGCACAACCCCUACGGUCCAGAUUAUAGCCUCUCCAGCUCUGACGGCCUUCCCACUCCUCCAGCACAUGGCAGAUCAGCUGCGCAGAGCGGCAUCCUACACAGCCUCACUGGCGCCAGUCGCUUCGGUCCUGCCUCCUUUCUCGCUUCCGGCCGCCGAAAACAGGCUGCCACCCCAGCAUAUGGAAUCCGCGAUUCGCUCAUCCGUGAGAUUGACGACGAGGACGAUGUCGAUCUUUGGCGCGACGAUCGACGCAUGCCACGUCUAGCCUCUCGUCUUGCAGAAAGCUCACACUCCGAAGACAUUUCUGACAGCCUAGAGGCUCUCACAAACGCCGCCCUUUCGCCCCGACAAGCAGCUGUGGAUGCGCUGCCCAGCGCCUCCUCGUCGACCUCCAUGCAUGCCGCUCCAUCUUCCUCGAAAGCACCAAGUGCAUCGCGUCGCAGUGCACACAACGACACACAGGAUCCGUUCCUUGCCGAUGGAGACCUUGAUGACGACGCCAGCCAGCACAGUCUUGCCAGCACCAAGGAGCAUCUCACCUCUGAACAUCCCUCUCUCCCAAACUCCGUGCACGAUCAGAACCCUCUUUAUUCGCCUCCCGAAUUCUCCAAUCCACCCACAGUCGCUCAAUUUCAACGCCGCGAAGCUGCAAGGGCACGAGGCUGGCUUGCCCAUGGAUCCACCAUCGAUACCGAUUCAGCUCCUACCCGCAACUCAGCGCACCCCACUUCGCGCUAUAGCCACAGACACCAGCUGCAAGAUGUCUCCAUCUACUCGCACACCUCUGAAGCCAAUCGCGCUCAUGCUAAAGCGCCACGCUCUCAUCGAAAACGAGAAAAGGGUCUCUUCAGCAUUUACGAUCAACGCGAGGACGAGGAUGAGGUUGAGCAUGAGGACGACCAAGACCGAUCCGACAUGUCGCGUUCUAGAUCUGGUUCAAUUUCAGCCUCCUCGGUCACAGAUUCCGACUACGACACCGAGAGCGAGGCUCGUCGCGGUCAACCCAACCGUCGCAUGUCGCGCAACCGUGCUCGCCAGAUGGCAUCCACCCUGCGUGAGCCUCUGCUACCGUCUGGCUCUGGCAGCGCACGCCCCCUGAGGAUCGCAAUCAGACACGCCUCCGACUCUGAAGCUUCGGAUCUCGAUGCACAACCUCAUCGCAACAGUCGACAACAGCGCCAUUCACGUCGUGGCGCCACCGGGUCGACCACUCCCAAGCGUCAAGAACACACCACUGACGAGAUUCACCUGUAUCCUGCGCCUCCUGCUAGGGCAGGAUGGGGACCCUGGGCCAACCGCCUCGCCUUUGGCAAGUAUCGCGAUAAGACCGCCAUCGCAAGCUUCGCUGCCGCCAUUGGUGCGACCAUCCUGAUCGGAACAUAUCUCAGCUGGGGCGCUCGCAGUCCCUCGCAGCCAAAGACCCCCAAGACGCGACCGUCUUCGUACUACACCAUCACCCGCUCACUGCCCAUCUUGAUCUUGCUGACGCUGCUUUCAUUUGCGGCCGGUGUUGGAAAUCUCCUCUUGCUCCGCAACCUGAGCCGCUUUGGUGGCGCCAAAGUGUUGCGUACCGGCUUGAUGGGCGUUCCUGUCGUGCUGGGACUUGGAUGGGCGUGGGCGUUUGCUGGAAGCUUCAUCUACGACGAUGAGGCCUGGUCGGGUGGCGGAUGGAGUACGACGGGUCUGCGCAUCAUUUCCGUCCUCCCCUUGGCGCUUGCCAUCCUCUUUGCUCGCAUGGUAUGGCAGAGGCGUAAGGCGCUUUCGCGCUCGAUCGCCGUGCUCGAACUAUCGUGCAGUGUCGUAUUACAGCAUCCUGCCUUGCUGGUACUGGCUUUGGCGUCGCUAGGUGUGUUUGCACUCGCCACGAUCCCAUUCCUCUACAUCUUUACUCGGCUCUUCCUGUUGGGCCAUUUUGGUCGGCAGGUGGGCGACUCGAUCGAGUGGCAGACCGACACAAAGGCGGCCUGGCUCGCAUGGGCUACGCUUUGCGCCUGGCUAUGGACCUGGGCUGUUUUGCGCGGCGUCCAGCGUGUGACGGUGGCUGGUGUAGUGAGUCACUGGUACUUCCAUCGAAUUGGCGAGGACGAUUCCACACGUACAGAUACCCAUCCUGCUGCUGCAGGACCCUCGACUGGCGGCAUGGCCGGGCCCAGCAGUGUUGGUGAUGGGCGCACGCAGUCAUUUGAUAAGCGUCGCGCCGACGAGUCGCACGCACAUGACGUCAUCUUUGACGGCGACUCGAUCUACGACCAAGCACCGGGAGCUCCUGGCUCGUAUCCGCAGCACGGAGCUUUCGGUUCGACCCCUCGACACGCUGCGCCGGAUCCCACGGAAGUGGUCCGGGUAUCUUUUGCUAGGUCAACGGGCCCUGCGCUCGGCUCGAUCUGCAUGUCUGCAUUAAUUCUGGCCAUCGUAAAGACUCUGACCGUGAUCGCAGAGACGGCGCGCCGAAUCUCGGACGCUACCACACAUCGUAGGGUGCCCAAGCUUCUGCAGCCUCUUUCGCACGUGGUCGUAGCGCUCGCUGGGCUGGGAGCCGUAUUGCAGAGCUAUAGCGACCUUGCGCUCGUCUACGUUGGUGUCACCGGAGACGGUUUCUGGACGGCUGCCAAGAAGAGUGCUCAGUUGGUGAGCAACAGAGGCGUACAAGGUGUCAUGGAAGGUCUCGUCAUCAAUCUGGUGCUUGACUUGACCGCUAUCGCCCUAUCCUUCCUCGCUGGUUUGGUAGGCUUUCUCUUUUCGGCGCACCAGCUUCACGUGCCUGCAGAUGCGCCGUUGGUCGGAUUGUUGUGUGGCUUGCUUCCCUACUGGACCUUGCGCCUGUGUGCCGACGUUCUCAGCAACGCCUCAGACACGCUUUACCUUUGCUACGCUAUCGACCACGCAUCAAACGAUGAGCAUUGCCCCAAAGCGGUCGAAGCAUUCACUGCAAAGCCUACGGAUGUUUCUGAUUCCAUCCUUCCCUUCUGA